AUGAACGCUUACAACCCCCGAAGGGUGUCAUACCUGAGACCUCCCGCUACGGGAGGUCAGAUGCCCCGUCCAUGGGUAUCGCCAUAUCCUUCUCUCAGCUCAAUCGGAUACCCGCCGUCAGAAAGGUCGGCCGACGAGCGAUUCGCGUCCGCUGUCUGGCACCGCACAUUCAACCACAUAGAUUACGCCGCGUACAAGGCAGCAUGCGAUGCGGAGAGGGAAGCAAAACCUGAACGAGAUCCGGACGUCUUUUCGGUCACCUCAACAUCCUGUCGAAGUGGGUUCUCGCGUGUAGGCGCCAUGCUCAGCAUUUACCCUUACCGCGACAUGGGGUGGCUUGCCACCAUGGUUUUCAUCGGGGGUGGCAUCUGCUUCUGCCUCAACGGCAUAUUCUCUCUGCUCCCUCUACUCAGCCCUCAACUUGAUUUCCCCGGGCAGGACGCCGGAAUCCAGACUACUCUGACGUUAGGCGGCACACUAUUCGCUCUCAGUGGACUCAUGGGUCUGCUUGCCGCCUUCAAUGUCGACCGUGGUAACUUGGACCCCAAGAAAGACGCACCCGACGCCUAUAAGCCAGCGCUCCUCGGCAGCGAUGAAUGGGUCUGGUGGCCCAGCUGGUACGAGUUGCGCAAUAUAUUUCUACCCAGCCUGGCCUUCCGUGCCGGCAUACUACAGUUUCUCGCCGGGUCUUCUUUUACCAUCUCGGCAGUCGCCGGUAUUCCCGGUGUUCUCGAUCUCACCCAUCCUAAUGCUUCAAUUAUUUUUGUUUCUUCUCCUCAACUGAUUGGUGGCGGCCUUUUUGUGCUCGCUGGCUUGUUGAUGAUCUAUCUGUCUCAAGACAAGUGGUACAUGCCGAAGUUUCUCGACGCUAGCUGGCAGAAUGGAUUCUGGAAUUUGGUUGGCGCUGGUACCUUUUUGGCUGUUGGAGUUGUGACUCUAUUGGAAAAGACAGCAGCUUUGGCGAUUGCAUCAUUGUUUCUGACUGGAGGCUUGGGCUUUCUUUUGGCCGCCUUGAUCCAGUGGUACAUUAUUAUGGAGUUUUAUCCGGCUGAUCCUUAUGUCGAAGAUCCCGCCGCUGCUGCGGAGAUCCCCUCGCAGUCGAUUUACUAA
Colletotrichum truncatum is the source of this 1110-nucleotide messenger RNA. The record is from RefSeq and is a predicted model, not a curated record. NCBI's taxonomy places the organism in Eukaryota, Fungi, Ascomycota, Sordariomycetes, Glomerellales, Glomerellaceae.